UAGACUAUGACUGUACUACAUACGAGGUGAUUUUCAGAGACUCGUCUUUUCUUUCAGUUCACAACUAGCUUAACACAGAAGCAAAGACUCCUCCGCUAUCUUCUUCUUCUUCUUCUUCUUCUUCUUCUUCUUCGAUUGUUUGAUCGUCACUAUAAUCAGAGGCUGAAAUCAACAGAUUCUUGUACAGAUUCUUUUGCGCUCUUCUGAGUCUUUUUGUUCCUUCUGAUCGAUUCAGGAGGACGAUGUGGAUGAUUAUAAAUUUUCUGCGUCGAAUUUUUGGGAUCGAUCGUCCCGAGUAUGACAAUCGUGGAAAAGCUCGGCAGCUUCGCGUUUUUGCAAGCUCUUACACGGGAUCGAAAUCGGAGUUCGACAAAGGCGGCUAUUCGAGAAGGUUUCAUCCGAGUAGGUAUCAGUUAAGCCAAUCAGUUAUAUCAAUCAAAAUUCGUCCGCAGUUCGGUAGGCCUUUGAGAGAUUUAAGUAAGAAACCUAAAUCUCUGUUUGAGUCGCUUGUGACGACACAUUCAGUCAGACCGUCGGCUUCAAUUAAGAACUCGGAAUCCGCUAGGGUUUCGAGAGCUUCAGAGCCUUAUUCUGAGUUCAUCGCGAAGACAUACGCCACCGCACAGUCGACAUCAAAUAAGAAAUCGGUAUCAGAUAGUCAUUCGAGAGCUUCAAUUUCUUCAUCGAAUUUCUUCGUGACAACACACACUACCGGUAAAUCGGCUUCUCCUAAACCGGCGGUGCCGCUGCCGGAAGUUACCGCCGAGCCACCGCCGACCUCGAACCCGACUCUGCGUCCAGUUUCUGGCCAUGGAAGGAAUCAGUCGGCGUACAUUCUGGAGGCGAACAGUUCCUUGGCCUUGUACUUAAUUCCUAAAGACGUUGAAGAGUUGAUCAAAUACGACGCCGUUCCUCCAGUUCUGAGACAUCCCGUGUGUCCUGCAACUUACAAGUCUUAUUUUGCUGCUCUUCUCUACGCUGAGGACUUCUAUUGCAAGAAAUGGAGCGACUACAAAUUGGAAAGCGUGAAUUUAGAGCUUCAAGAAAUUUUGAUUCGUAAACAAGCAAAUAGGAAAGCGAGAAUCGACGGCGAUGAAAAGUUCUAUAAAACCUUCGCGGCAUUCGAGUUUGAUUCAGUUCCUGAGAGGCGGCCGUUUCUACUAUCGAGGGAUUUGGUCCACGCACGACUCUCCGGGACCGAAUACGAGCCAUUUCAGGGUUUCGUCUAUCGAGUUUCUUCGAGUCAUAGGUCGAGGAAGCGAAGCGUUCUUUUGGUUGAUUUCGGAGACGAUUUUUAUGACUGGCAUCAUGAAACCAACAAAUAUGAUAUCAGUUUCACCUUCAACAGAGUUUGUUUAAAAAGAGCUCACCAAGCCAUACAAGAAGCAUCUGAUUCUUUGUUCCACAAUUUCCUUUUCCCUGAAUCCAUGUCAAGAACAAGACAUCCCUCCAUUCAAGUUACACAUUCUACCCAUCAAUGUCUUGAUCCUGCUCAAAAACAUGCAGUCCAUCACAUUUUGAAUCUUCAUAGCUCACCACCUUAUCUGAUCAACGGUCCACCGUGCAUACACGUCAACGAUCGGGCUCGGAAUCGAACGUUCGAGCUUUCGAGAACGGGCACAAUCAUUAAAGAAGCAGUGAUUCAGAUUUACUCAACCUCUCCCAAUUGCAGAAUCCUAAUCUGUGCUCCUAAAAACUCAACAUGUGAUGAGCUGAUGAUAUCUUUGAAGAAGGUGAUUCCCGAGUCCAACAUGUUUCGUGCUAUCGCCGCUUUUCGAGAGCGAGACGAUGUACCAUACGACAUAUUGUCUUCGUGUUAUUACAACGAGGACGAGGAGUGUUUCAGUUCUCCAAUACUCGACAAGCUCCGCGAAUACAAGAUUAUAUUCUCGACGUACAUGAGUAGCUUCCGACUACAUGCUAAAGGCUUGGCUGCUGGACAUUUCAACCAUAUUUUCUUGCUCGAUGCAUCGGCAGCUAUCGAGCCCGAAACGUUGGUGCCUUUGACUAAGUUCGCUACAAAUGCAACCAGUGUUAUAGUUACUGGACAGACAGGGAACCAACCUAAUUAUGUUCGGUCAACAAUCGGUCGAAGAAAUGGAUUGAAGACAUCAUAUUUUGAAAGACUUGAGGUAAGCUUGCCAUAUAGUGACCUUAAUCCUCUGUUCAUUUCAGGCUUAGAGGAACAGCCAGGAAGUAAUGGCGAAGUUGUUGGGUUGACUGGUACAUAUAUGUAUUAACAUACCAUAUUAUUUAUAUAUAUAUAUAUAUAUGUAACGACCCAGUC
Molecule: messenger RNA, 2287 nt
Organism: Cucurbita pepo subsp. pepo (vegetable marrow)
Lineage: Eukaryota; Viridiplantae; Streptophyta; Magnoliopsida; Cucurbitales; Cucurbitaceae
Product: putative RNA helicase SDE3
Biological process (GO): regulatory ncRNA-mediated heterochromatin formation
Cellular component (GO): nuclear RNA-directed RNA polymerase complex
Source: RefSeq, a predicted model, not a curated record